GAGGACGCGUUUCCAUUGGUUGGUGGUAAAUGGUGGACCUCCUAUUGGUUAAUUUUGGAUCGCCGAUGGAAGUUCCCCGGUCGCCGAUUGACAUUCUCUCCAUACAGAGCUGAAAAUAAAGUACCGGAUAAGUUAUCAAAGCUACCAAGCUUGAUAACUUAUAAGGAGGAACCUUACACGCCUUUUGGUUUGUUAGUUUUCAUCGCAUAUCGAGUUGGACACUUAAUCCAUCUGUCUUGAAAAACAUGUCUUCCACAAUGCUUGCGUCGUUCCCUGGUACUGCUGCCGGCUACACAUCCAAUCUCAGCAAGGACCACGUUUCAUUAUUAGGCGAUAAUGAGACGUACACAUUUGAACAGCUUGUCCAGGACCUCAGAGGCUAUCUGGGCAGCUCUCGGGGCAUCGACGAAGAACACGUUGACCAUGCCGUCCUAAUGUCCUUCAUGUCCAAGUACGCCUCCAACCCGGCCGAUUGGGCACGAUUCACGCGCAACGACGUCAGCAAGAACUACACUCGGAAUCUGGUGGAGGAUAUUAACGGACGUGCCAAUCUGUUGGUUUUGGUUUGGAAUCCGCAGAAGGGCUCGCCGAUCCACGAUCACGCAGACGCGCACUGUGUCAUGAAAAUCCUCGGAGGCGAGCUGAAUGAAAUCAUAUACGAGACCCCAGAUCCUGCACGGGGCCAUGAUGCGCCUUUGACGGUGAAGCAAGAGACCACGUACAAGACCGACGAAGUAGCCUAUAUCUGCGACCAGAUUGGGUUGCAUCGGGUCAUGAACCCGCAGAAGGAUCAGGUUGCAGUCUCGUUACACUUGUACACCCCGCCUAAUGCAGCUGACUUUGGGUACAAUAUCUAUGAUCGGCAAACUGGACGCAGCAGCCAUGUUUAUCAGGCGUCGUAGGAGGUAUUUGGACAAGGACCGAACAGUGCAGGCCACUGAUAAUGAAUAAUGACCGGCGUUGAUACCUGUUUGUAAACUAGACUGGGACCUUGGAGUCUUUGCAAUUGAUCUUCUGAG
Molecule: messenger RNA, 1019 nt
Organism: Aspergillus ibericus CBS 121593
Lineage: Eukaryota; Fungi; Ascomycota; Eurotiomycetes; Eurotiales; Aspergillaceae
Product: putative cysteine dioxygenase
Exons: 3
Coding region: 246-902 (218 amino acids)
Biological process (GO): L-cysteine catabolic process
Molecular function (GO): ferrous iron binding; cysteine dioxygenase activity
Source: RefSeq, a predicted model, not a curated record